Coccinella septempunctata (seven-spotted ladybird) is the source of this 1364-nucleotide messenger RNA. It is a transcript of the gene Drat, whose product is annotated as trans-enoyl reductase fsa3. NCBI's taxonomy places the organism in Eukaryota, Metazoa, Arthropoda, Insecta, Coleoptera, Coccinellidae. Gene Ontology annotation, molecular function: alcohol dehydrogenase (NADP+) activity. Gene Ontology annotation, biological process: alcohol metabolic process. The coding region runs from base 157 to 1350 and encodes 397 amino acids. The record is from RefSeq and is a predicted model, not a curated record. The transcript is spliced from 5 exons.
CAAAACACUCGACUGCUUGCCGACGAGCAUAAACUCUAGUGUCCUACUUCCAUUCCCUAGUAUGUUUCAUUUAUCAGACUGUACUAGUUGAGUUGAUCUCCAGUGAUUGCAGAUUUCUAUGAAUCAUAGAAGCUGAGAAUCAGGCUUUGUUCGACGAUGUUAAAGAUGACCGACAACCAGAACAUGACCACCUACACCAACGGCAACGAAUUCACAGAAACGACUACAAAAGAAAGAAUGGACAAGCUGUGCCGUCAAGUCUCAAUUGAGAGUCCCGGACCGCGAAUCCAAGAUUGCGUCUUCAAUUACCAAAUUCCAGUACCCGAGGUGCCGCCCAAAGGUGCCAGGAUCCAAGUGGUAUGUGCAGGAGCUUGUUACAGAAUGAGGGGGCGCUCAGCCUCAACCUCUAGCACCACCUCCAACCACUCCAACGAUGAAGUGCCUACCUGCAACUCCUCCCUCUAUGGUUUCAGGGAUAGUUCGCUUUUUCCAGGGUUUGAGGUUGCCGGAAUCGUAGACGCCCUAGGAGAAGAUGUCAGUGACACGUGCUUGAAAAUUGGGCAACGCGUCAUCAUCUACCCGCACGAUGAUCUUCCCCACGGUUACGCGGAGUACAUGAUCGUGCCGGAGUUAUCCUACCUGGUACCAAUCCCCGACAAUCUACCUAUGAGCGUUGCCUCCAUGUUGCCUACAGGUGCUUUGUUAGCCAAAAGUGCAGUGAUGGCGGCACAGGUUUAUGUUGAAAAAAUUCUGAGCCAGUCGCCUAGUGAUCACGUCUGCAAAAUUUUGGUUGUCGGCACUGGAGGUCUGGCCUUGUGGGCAGUAAGGACAGGAAAACAGCAGUUCAAAGUUCCAGAGUUCCAAGGGAGAGUCAAGAUCGUCGUUGCUAGUUUGACAGAUGAAGGGUUCCAGCUGGCUUCGGAAAUACCACACGUUUCAGUGGUGCAGUGGAAUGAAGAUCUUUUCGAGAGACAAAUUGUGGAAAGAACUCAAGAUGCGUGCCGUGGUCUUGUAGAUGUAGUAAUCAAUUUUGGAAUAACCUCUAGAUCUUUACACAGAUGCUUGCAGUGCCUCAAUUCGGGAGGAAUAGUCUUCGUCAGCGAUGAGGUCGCCGAUAGACUUCUACCCAAAUUCUCAAAAUUAAUUGCUGAAAAAAAUCAGAAGAUAGAACCCGUAAGUCUAGGAUCCAUCGAUGUUCUCAAAGAACUUGUUGAGCUGGUUUCAAAUGGAGAGAUAACUCCUCCUCCUCAUACUGAAUUUGCAGCAGAAGAUGCGCCAACAGUGGUGAAAAAACUGUGCAAAUCUGAAAUUCCCGGCAGAGCCGUUUUGAGGUUUCACGAUAUUGAAUAAAAAGGGUCGUUUAU